Messenger RNA from Podarcis raffonei (Aeolian wall lizard), 960 nucleotides. Its product is annotated as olfactory receptor 12D2-like. The record is from RefSeq and is a predicted model, not a curated record. The transcript has a single exon. Lineage: Eukaryota; Metazoa; Chordata; Lepidosauria; Squamata; Lacertidae. Gene Ontology annotation, biological process: G protein-coupled receptor signaling pathway. Gene Ontology annotation, cellular component: membrane. Bases 28 to 960 code for a protein of 310 amino acids. Gene Ontology annotation, molecular function: olfactory receptor activity; G protein-coupled receptor activity.
CAAACAGAGGUGAGAGAAUUCAUCUUGAUGGGCCUGACCAAUCUCUGGCAGCUUCAGUGUACACUCUUUGCCAUCUUCCUGAUGAUGUAUUUGGCCAGCCUACUGGGGAAUGCAACUAUUGUGCUUGUUGCAAUAGUUGAACCAAAGCUGCACACUCCCAUGUACUUUUUUCUUGGAAACCUUUCCUGCCUUGACAUCUUCUUUUCCACAGUCACUGUUCCAAAGAUGCUAGCUGGUUUUCUGAUGCCGGUCCAAACCAUUUCCUUUGCUGGCUGCAUGGCCCAGCUCCACUUUUUCCAUUUCUUGGGCAGCAGUGAAGCCAUUCUUCUUGGAGUAAUGGCGUUUGAUCGCUAUGUAGCAAUAUGCAACCCCUUGCGUUACACCAUCAUCAUGCGCAGGCAGGUUUGUCAAAUCUUGGCAGCAGCCACUUGGUUUGCUGGCUUUUUUCAUGCCCUAAUGCAUGCAGUGGCAACUGCCCGUCUGCACUUCUGUGGGCCAAACCACAUUGAACACUUUUUAUGUGACAUCAAACCUUUGCUGAAACUGGCCUGUGGCAGCACCCACCUCAACCUCAUGCUCCUCAACACUGUAGCUAGUUCCGUUGCCAUGGGACCUUUCAUUGUCACACUCCUCUCCUAUUUCUAUAUUAUCAUAUUUCUUCUAUUCAAAGUGCAAUCCCAAAGUGGUCGACAGAAAGCCUUCUCCACCUGCGGAUCCCAUCUGAUGGUGGUUGGAUUGAUGUACGUGCCAGUGUUGUUUAACUACAUGCUGCCCUCUGUGGAGAAUGCUUCUCAAAGAGAAAUGAUGGUGACCCUCAUAUACAGUGCAGUUACCCCAGUUUUGAACCCACUUAUUUAUACACUGAGGAACCAGGAAGUCAAAACUGCUGUGUUAAAGAUUUUCGGCAGAAUAUUUCAGUUUCCACUGAAAGGAAAAAAUCAGAAAAGACUUUGUGAAUAA